UAGAGUCGGACGCCAUUGUUGCCAGGAACUGCCUGUCUUGAUUUAAAUCAGCUGAUUAAAACAAAGAGGUUUAGGGGACGAGAAUCAAAAUAGGUGUGCAUUCUGAUAUCACCAAACCGUCAAGGAAUUAGCCUGCUUGUCUGAAUCUUAUUCUGGAGGGGAUGCAAGUUCGCAACGGAACGUACGAGCUGUCUCCCAGCAUGGCCCCCCCGCGCCGACUCCCCGGUCUCCCACAAUGAACGGCAGCGGCAAUGGCACGGCGGCGGGGAACGCUUCGGCGGGCGGGGCGGGCGGCAGCGCGGCCGUGGUGGAGUCCGUCUUCAUCGUGGCCAUCGCCUUGCUCGUCUGCCUGGGCAACCUGCUGAUCGUGGUGACGCUCUACAAGAAGCCCUACCUGCUGACGCCCAGCAACAAGUUCGUCUUCAGCCUCACCCUGUCCAACCUGCUGCUGUCCGUGCUGGUGCUGCCCUUCGUGGCCGCCAGCUCGGUGUGGCGCGAGUGGAUGUUCGGCGUGGUGUGGUGCAACUUCACCGCCCUGCUCUACCUGCUCAUCAGCUCCGCCAGCAUGCUGACGCUCGGGGCCAUCGCCAUCGACAGGUACUAUGCGGUGCUGUACCCCAUGGUGUACCCCAUGAAGAUCACGGGCAACCGCGCAGUGGUGGCUAUCGCCUACGUGUGGCUACACUCGCUGGUUGGCUGCCUGCCGCCGCUCUUCGGCUGGUCGGCCUUCGAGUUCGACCGCUUCAAGUGGACGUGCACGGCGGCCUGGCACCGCGAGCUCAGCUACACAGCCUUCUGGAUCGCCUGGUGCAGCCUGCUGCCCUUCGCCGCCAUGCUGGUCUGCUACGGCGUCAUCUUCCGGGUGGCGCGGGUCAAGGCGCGCAAGGUGCACUGCGGCACCGUGGUGGUGGCCCAGGACGAGCCGGGGGCGGGCGCGGGGAGGGGCGGCCGGGAGGCGGGGGGCGCGGCGGCGGGGGCGCAGAGGAACGGCCGCAAGAACUCCAACACCUCCACCUCCUCCAACAGCAGCAGGAGGAGCCUGAUCUACUCGGGCAGCCAGUGCAAGGCCUUCGUCACCAUCCUGGUGGUGCUGGGGACCUUCCUGGUGACGUGGGGCCCCUACGUGGCCGUGAUCAGCACCGAGGCGCUGUGGGGGAAGGGCAGCGUGUCCCCAGGGCUGGAGACCCUGGUCACCUGGCUGUCCUUCACCAGCGCCAUCUGUCACCCGCUCAUCUACGGGCUCUGGAACAAGACGGUGCGCAAGGAACUGCUGGGCAUGUGCUUCGGGGACCGCUACUACAGGGAGUCCUUUGUCACCCGGCACAGGACCUCCCGCCUGUUCAGCAUAUCCAACCGCAUCACAGACCUGGGCAUGUCUCCACACCUGACAGCCAUGCUGGCCGGGGGAGGCGCGCUGAUGGGACCCAGCAGCAGUACGGGCGACACCGGCUUCAGCUUCUCACAGGACUCAGGCACGGACAUCAUGCUGCUGGACAAUUUCUCCUCGGACAGCUGCCAAACCCCCUACCACGGGGGCUCGUCCAAUAAGAGGAGGAGCUCCGUCACCUUUGAGGACCAGGUGGACCAGCAUUCCAAAGAAAAUUCCAGUUCCUCUACAAUCCAAGUCAAGGCCGAGAUCCAUAAGUCUCUGGACAGCUACGCCUCCUGCCUGGCCAGGGCCAUUGAGAGUGAUGCCAAGCUGCAGCUCUUCGGCGAGGACGCCCUGCCCGGGGGACUGUUCUCCGUGCGCACCGCGCUGGGUGUCGCCGCGGCGGCGCUCAGGGGCCCCCGCUACCUGGACGGUCAGAGACUGAGACUGGAGAGCAUCGAUGAAGGAAUAGUGAACGACGACAAGGACGAUGACGAAGGGGAGGAUGAGGAAGAGGAGGAGAUUGAAGAAAUAUGUGCUUAGUCUUUCCUCUCGAAUUUUAUUUGUCUUGAUGGGACCCCCGUGGGAGAUGUGACACUGCUGUAAGGUUGGACCAGCUCGGUGCGCCAGGCACAGUUCUGUGCAGUCACAGUUAAUGCCCUCCAUUUGUAUGGAGAGGAGCUUUGGCUUGACUGCAUUCAAAGUUUCAGUUGUGUAUUCAGACCCAAUUCCUGAGGUCUGCUGCUGGAAAAUACAAGGUGGUGGAAAAGAUGAAAAGGUGCUGACAGGAUGAAGCAAAGCGAGAAAGAGAAAGAAGCAGCCCUUGGACUGCAGAGAGUUGGUGUUUAUUGGCUUUACAGCUGGUGCUGAGCGUAAGACGGCUUUUUCUGAGCGCUACAUAAGCAAAAGGAACAGGGACACGGCUUUUGCCCGCGCUCGGUGUUCUGUGUGGUUUGAUUUCUCUCGGCGCAACGUAAGCACUCAUUGGCUUUGCACCAGUCAUAAAAUCAAUAAAUCUAACUCUUUGGAAUACAAAGGCGCCAUUUUCUCUUCUCUGUUUUUUUGUUAACCGUGAUCAUUUGGAAUCUUAAGCAGUAUGUUCCAUACGACACACUUACCCACUACAGAGGUGCUGGCAUGGUCGAGAGAUGAAACGGAUUGUGAAUGUUAUGGUACCGGGUCGCAGGACCCAAGCUUUACACAGUCGUUCAUGUUAGUGGUUGUGAAAGGUUAUCCCGGUGCACAUUGUAUGGG
Megalops cyprinoides (Indo-Pacific tarpon) is the source of this 2623-nucleotide messenger RNA. RefSeq names its product G protein-coupled receptor 161a (gene gpr161b). Lineage: Eukaryota; Metazoa; Chordata; Actinopteri; Elopiformes; Megalopidae. The transcript is spliced from 6 exons. Gene Ontology annotation, cellular component: recycling endosome; membrane. Gene Ontology annotation, biological process: G protein-coupled receptor signaling pathway. Gene Ontology annotation, molecular function: G protein-coupled receptor activity. The coding region runs from base 236 to 1912 and encodes 558 amino acids. The record is from RefSeq and is a predicted model, not a curated record.